This is a messenger RNA of Asparagus officinalis (garden asparagus), 774 nucleotides long. Its product is annotated as (+)-neomenthol dehydrogenase-like. NCBI's taxonomy places the organism in Eukaryota, Viridiplantae, Streptophyta, Magnoliopsida, Asparagales, Asparagaceae. Gene Ontology annotation, cellular component: membrane. The transcript has 3 exons. Gene Ontology annotation, molecular function: oxidoreductase activity. The record is from RefSeq and is a predicted model, not a curated record. The coding region runs from base 233 to 622 and encodes 129 amino acids.
UUCAACCUAGUGGCUUUCCUCGUGGUAAUUUUUAUUUCAUUAUCAAAGUGAACUUCCUCGUUAUAUAUCAAGGGAGCUAAAGACCAUUCUCCAGCGCAGAGUCUUAUGUUUCAACACAGCAUCCAUCACCUGAACUAGAAACGGAGAAGCCCAUCAGCCAGGGAUCCACAAAGAGGUGAAGGACGCUGGAAUUGGCUGCAAGGAAGGAGAUCCUCGGGACGUAACUGCUUCGAUGAAAGAGCAUAUCCCGGGUGAAAUCAUCCGAAAACAAAUGGCUAUUGUGGACGAACAAACAGAAGAGAGAUUGGAUCAACUACUACAGUCCUUCCUAAAAGAUUUCAAGGAACGGAAUCUUCAAGAAAAUGGCUGGCCAAAAAAUUUAUCGGCAUACACGGCUUCCAAAGUAGCUGUGAGCACAUAUACGAGGAUUCUCGCAGAGAAAUAUCCGACAUCCUGCAUAAAUUGUGUGCGUCCUGGCUUUGCCAAGACCGAUAUAAACUUUAACACCGGUAUCGUGUCAGUUGAAGAAGGAGCUAAAGGCCCUGUGAUGUUAGCUCUGUUGCCUGGUGGUAUCCCAACUGGCCUUUUCUAUGAGCAAACCAAUCCAUCAACAUUUGAGUGAGCCUGUAACCUUAAUGAUGCUGAGGAAACUAUGUAUUCAAUCAAAUAAGAGAUCUGCUUGCUAAACAUUGGACAGCAACUGGCAUAGAUUUCUAUAGAUGAGUGCAUCUCUUUAUGGGUUUAAAUGUAACCUUAACAGGUUGAAGAUAUACA